CACAUAUUCAAGUCGAAUAAUUCAACAACUUAUCUAAUUGGCAAGUAACAAUUUCCCUGCGCUCGAGACGGGAAUUGUGCGGUCAAGUUGCUAUUGCCAAUCGCUGCUUGUGGAGCACACCUCUAAUAACAGUCACAUCUGUACUAGAACCCCCUUGUCGACUUGUAAAAUACCUGAAAUUUAUUUUAGGAACCAAAGAGGAUCGCCAUGCAACAGAUCCGGCUCCUUGGACAGCACCGAUCCUGCCUAGGUGGUCCUGGAAAGGCGCUCUAUAUUCAUAGGCAGGCAAUCUGCGGCCCCCAAGGUCCCAGAUGCUUCCAGAGAAGUGCAAAAAACCAGAAGCCCGCCUUCAGGCACGCCGUAACAUGCGAAGCUGCUCAGCUGGCCACCGCCAGUACCACUGCAGAAGCAGCACCUGCUGCGCCAACUGUGCAGAAUGACGGCCUCAUCUUUGGCUUGGGAUCCGAGGAUGCAUGGGACGAGGCUGUUGUAGGAAGCCCAGUGGUGCGCUGCUUCCUGGGCGAGGAUGGCAAUCGGUGGCUGAUGUGGUACAGCGGGAGGCUUGCGGGUGACCCCGGCCUGGACGCCGUGGCAGCUGCUGCCGGCUCCGUAGGUGUGGCGUCUUCGAGGGACGGCAUAGAGUGGACGAGGGGCCACGGCGAGAUAGAGGGUGCAAGGGGCGCGGCAAAAGAAGGGGAUGUGGGCAGGGUUUUGGCACCCAAUGCGGAGGACUGGUGGUGGCUUGACACUCGCCACAUGACAGUCUCAGACGUGCAGGUGUUCUCCAGUGAUGGCACGGCUGGCGGGGGCGUCUACUGGAUGUUCUACUCGGGAUCAAAUUUUGAGCCUGCCGCUUUCUGUGCUCGGUUCGCCCUGCCCGUGCACAGGGGUCGCGCGGGGCUGGCGCUGUCGCAGGACGGCAAGAAUUGGGCUCGCAUGGAAGCGGCACACCACACAGCAGCAGUGUUGGACGCUGGCGCAGAGGGCGAAUGGGACGCUGCAUUCAUCGGCUCACCCCAGGUGGUGGCAGUGGGUCCGCGUGACAUGCGCAUGUUCUACCACUCCUUCGACGCAUCCGCUCAGAAAUUUGUAAUAUAUGUUGCUAACAUGAUGUUCCAACUGGUUCAGGACGGCUUCAGCUGGAAGAGGCAGGGGCCGCUGUUCUCCGGGGGCGAUGACUCAGCGGCCUUUGACGGCGCCGGCGCCGCGGCGUGCCACGUCGUGCGCGACUUUGCCACCAAGCAGUGGAUCAUGUUCUAUGAGGGAGUUGCACGGGACAACGCGCGCUCAAUUGGCGUGGCUGUCUCGGAAAACGGGCUGUCCUGGCGGCGGCUGUCGCGGCCGGUUUUGAAAGCGGGUCCCCCCGGCGCGUGGGACUGCGGUGGCGUGGGAUCCCCAUGCGCUGUUCCCAUGGCAGAUGGUCGGUGGAGGUUGUACUACCACGGUCUGAGGCAGAAGGGUGGCAGCGCGUCCGGUGUUGGCCUGGCCCUGACUGACAAAGAGAGCAGCGAAGAGUUCGAGGGCGUCCGUGUGGCUUUCAACAAGCGCCCUCAGUCGUGA
This is a messenger RNA of Coccomyxa subellipsoidea C-169, 1560 nucleotides long. RefSeq lists its product as hypothetical. The transcript has 10 exons. The coding region runs from base 208 to 1560 and encodes 450 amino acids. The record is from RefSeq and is a predicted model, not a curated record. NCBI's taxonomy places the organism in Eukaryota, Viridiplantae, Chlorophyta, Trebouxiophyceae, Coccomyxaceae.